AGGGGACCGACUUGAAAGGUGUAAGCACAGAAAAAAUGUUGCAAAUCCACGACGAAAAUGGAAAGUUUUUUGCGGAGCCAAGACACGACGAAGAAGUACAGCAUGGUAAUAUUCAUCUAGAUCAUGCAUAUACGUCAGGUAGUGCUACAGCCUGUUCACAAAUGAGAGGCAUGGGUGAUCAUGGUGAUUAUCCAUCUGAUAGAGAGACACUCUCUGAAUCUGACACAAUAUCUGCCUUUGAAUCUGACAAUGAAAGUGAUUUAUUGGAUGACAAUGCCGAUGAAUCCGUCCCAGGAAUACAUCUUUUUGGCAGACACAUAGUGGAGUUGAAAGUGUUGGGCAAUCAACUGAAGAAAGGGUGCAUCAUGUGUGGAGAGAAAUUGCAACUUUCAUCAUGUAUUGGAGAAGGAAGAUAUGGAUUAGGCAGUAUGCUUCACAUCAAGUGUCUUGCUUGCCAAAAAUUUAAUAAAAUUCCAACUGGAAAGAGACGUCAAAAUGGAGUUCAGGAUAUAAACUCAAAACUGGGAGCUGCUGUUUUAUAUACUGGAAUUGGAGAAACAACAGUGAACAGAUUUUUGGCAGCACUGAACUUACCCAAUGUUGACCAUAAAACAUUAAAGAAGAGAGAGAGAGAGGCUGGUGCAGCAUUUGAGGAAAUAGCGGAUAUGACAUGUCAGGAAGCCAUUAAAAAAGAGAAAGACGGCUGUAAAGAAGAAGUGUUUCAUAUCAUGCUUAACCAGGCAAACACGGGGAAGUGGAAGAAACUAUGCCAGCUUAUCAGGACAUGGAAGUAUGAUUGGUGCAACCACAGGGAAGGUUCUCGCAUAUGCUGUCCGAUGCAAGAAAUGUAAACAGUGUGACCAGGAUAUCAGCAAUGACACAACCAGCAGUCACGAUUGUAGAAAAAAUUGGUCUGGAUCAUCCAAGUCCAUGGAGCCUGACAUGGCUGUAGAAAUGUUACAUAAUUUGAAGGAAAAGGGUUUCAUGUUAAAAACCUACUUAUGGAUAAUGACACGACAACAAUAUCCAAGGCGCGUUCACCUUUUGAUCCAUAUCAAUAAAUUUUCA
Saccostrea cuccullata (small rock oyster) is the source of this 1068-nucleotide messenger RNA. RefSeq lists its product as uncharacterized. Bases 36 to 851 code for a protein of 271 amino acids. The transcript is spliced from 6 exons. Lineage: Eukaryota; Metazoa; Mollusca; Bivalvia; Ostreida; Ostreidae. The record is from RefSeq and is a predicted model, not a curated record.